Messenger RNA from Penicillium paradoxum, 1548 nucleotides. RefSeq names its product SMI1/KNR4 family protein. Gene Ontology annotation, cellular component: mating projection tip. NCBI's taxonomy places the organism in Eukaryota, Fungi, Ascomycota, Eurotiomycetes, Eurotiales, Aspergillaceae. Gene Ontology annotation, biological process: regulation of fungal-type cell wall biogenesis; cell wall biogenesis. Bases 1 to 1548 code for a protein of 515 amino acids. The transcript has a single exon. The record is from RefSeq and is a predicted model, not a curated record.
AUGACCUCCAAUGACCGCCAUGCCUCCCACGAUUCCCCCUACCGCACCGGGAGACACGUUCCUCUCAGCCAAAGCCGUCACGAGCCACUCACAUCUGUCGCAACAAGCGCAAUCGAGUCUCGCCCAGACCUCUCCAACCCAUACGAUGACGAACCCACAAAAGGAUCGGCAACUGCACAAGCAACCGAGUGGACUGGCUCCCCCGACGACUUAGGCUCUCCCAACCGCCCUUAUUCCCCCGGGAUGCGGUCGGUCUCAUCCCAGAAGAGACGAUCGAAUGACCAAGGCGAGGGUGUACCAGAAAUCCAAAUGCAAAGUUUCCAUGACGGAGCACCACCGCCGCCACCGGUCGCUCACUCGUGGAGGAAGAUCGAACGCUGGUUAGAACACAAUUAUGAGGAACUCCUUGAUCAACUCGGUGAAGGAUGCACUCAAAACGAUAUCAACGAACUGGAGCACGAACUUGACUGCAGUCUACCAUUAGAGGUGCGGGAAUCUUUGAUGUUCCACGACGGCCAAGAACGUGGUGGCCUGCCCACCGGUGUCCUCUUCAGUGCCAUGCUUCUCGACUGCGAGGAAAUUGUGCAGGAAUGGUCCAACUGGAAAACGGUCAACGAAGAAUAUCUCAGCAAUUCAACUAUGAUGCAAAGCCAACCUGCUCCCAGCGCUGCGGCAAGCUCCUCCGCGGCUGGUCCGUCGCAGCAGGCUGAUCCCACAAUGUGGCGAUCAGACCUGCUAGAUCGCCAGGAUUCUCAGCCUCCCGGUGCUGUUCAGAAAGCGUACGCACAUCCCGCGUGGAUUCCUCUCGCUCGUGAUUGGGGUGGCAACAACCUCGCCAUCGAUCUGGCACCCGGACCUGCUGGAAAAUGGGGACAGGUCAUUAUCUUCGGCCGUGACUACGACUGCAAAUACGUUGUUGCCCGGUCAUGGGCUGCGUUCCUCGCAACCUUCGCCGAUGAUCUUUGCAGCGGUCAUGUCCUCGUUGACGAGGAGACGAAUGAGUUGAAGCUGAAGCAGUUCAAGGCCCAAAAUGUGGAGCCCCCAUAUCUGGAGAUUCUGCGCUGGAGGACGGAUCAGAAGUAUGGCCGCCGUGCGCCUCGCCGGAAGGGCCCUGUGCCAAAUGGUCUGGGCGUGAGCUCUACAGGCAACCGGUCGAGCAGUCGGGAGUCCCCUUACGGCAGCCCAACGCGCGCUGAGGAACGGGGGCGGUCGCCGCAUCGUUUCUCCAAGGGUGGAAACACCCAGAGCCCUAAGACGCCAUUUGGCAUCUCCAGUCCUCUUGCACGCGUGACAGAAGAAACAACAAGUCCCAUUGUCACUUCAGGACCUACAAUUUCCGAAGAUCCCAAGGAAACUAUGAGCAAGGAACUUCUGACUGAAGAUUUGAUGGAGGUUGUAACCCCUCAAAUCUCCAACAAGGAGAAUGAAGAGCCUUCCAAGUCCAAUGAAUUCAAAGAAAACGAUAAGGCAGGAAAAACCGACUCGGCGGAGUCCUCAACUGCAAUUGAGUCGGAGGUCCUCGGCGAAAUGAAGAAUGUGGCUAUUUAG